Molecule: messenger RNA, 1087 nt
Organism: Cladocopium goreaui
Lineage: Eukaryota; Dinophyceae; Suessiales; Symbiodiniaceae
Source: the annotation of a GenBank genome assembly
GUACCACAGUUUGAUCCAACGAGUGUCUGCAGACACUUGGCUCGGGCGGGCCUCCACGGAGAGGGAUCGGAUUUUGUCAAGCAACUGUAGGGCCUGUGGCCAAAAGGGCCACUGGAAGGCAGAGUGCCCUCUGCGUCAGAACCAGCAGAAUGCAGGUUCCGCCAGUUCCCAAGCUCCGACAGGUACCGUAGUGACCGAUGCCAGCCUUGAGACGAUGGAUAGUUUGCCUUUAGAGUUUUUGCAGCUGCCCAGAUCCGAUGAAGCCACAAUCGAUGAAGCCACUUUGACCGCACAGAUCGACUGUCAGGCGUUUUUGCUUCGAAGCCCAAAGCUCCAACAGCCAGUUCGAAUGGAACUCACUAGCAAAGGCCUGUUUUUGAUCGACCUUAAUGAGCUGGCGAGAGCUUCCAAUUGCCCAGUGAACAAUCAGCCAGCAGCGAAGACUGUAGGUGAGACCUUCACUGUAGCCAUGUCUUUGAGUCAACGCCUGAAGAGUUUGCAGAUGAAGACCGAGCCAAAUUCAACAGACCUGGCUCACUGGAGCCUUCAGAGCCUCGAGAACGAGACGGUGGAUUUCGGGAAGAAGAACUGCGGCCGCAGUUACAUGGAGGUGUGGAACACAGACCAAGAGUGGGUAGCAUUCAUGGUGGGUCGCUACAGCAAGAGUCACAACCUGGCCCACCGGAAGUUUCUCCGGUAUGUGGAACUCAUGGUCCAGCACCACGAAGAACAACAAAUGCCAGUGGUGACCCAGACGGGCCAAGGAUCUACAGAGGUUUCUGGCCAUGUCGCCAACCUCCCAAGGGCCAAAGCCAAUGUCAAGUUCCAGCCCAAUGCAAAGGGGGGUGCGGUUCCGAAUUCUGGCUUCCAGGAACCAACCCAUUUUCCGUUGUUGGACGAAGAGCUGGAAGAGGAGAUCGAGAUGUACAACUCACUGACUAUGGUGCCACCUCCACUGAGCCAGAGCCCGGAAUUCAGUGCCAUGCAAGAUCGCAUGCUGAAUCUCGAGAAUGCGUUGACCAAAGUGGUAAACCAUUUGGAGACUCAGGCCAUGGAACAGGCGAGCCAGAACCACGGAUCGCAGUAG